Sinocyclocheilus rhinocerous is the source of this 880-nucleotide messenger RNA. Its product is annotated as UDP-N-acetylglucosamine transferase subunit ALG13 homolog. NCBI's taxonomy places the organism in Eukaryota, Metazoa, Chordata, Actinopteri, Cypriniformes, Cyprinidae. Gene Ontology annotation, biological process: dolichol-linked oligosaccharide biosynthetic process. Gene Ontology annotation, molecular function: hexosyltransferase activity. The record is from RefSeq and is a predicted model, not a curated record. The coding region runs from base 32 to 610 and encodes 192 amino acids. The transcript has 4 exons.
UUUUGAAUGAUGGCGUGUUAAGAGACCCUUCAUGUUUACAUUUGUCUGUUUCUUUUUUCAUUUUUGUUCACUUCUGUUUUCUGUUACAUUUGGUAAAGCCUGCCAUACUGAUACAAUGAAAACUGUAUUCGUAACUGUCGGAACGACAAGUUUUGAUGAUCUGAUUGGCGCUGUGACUUCAGAUGAAUCCGUGAAGGCAUUCAUUGACCGUGGCUACACAGACAUGGUGCUUCAGGUUGGCAGAGGUUCAGUUGUGCCUGAUCCAGACAGCUGUCCAGGACUGACACUUAAAGUGUUUCAUUUCAAAGACUCAAUCGCCGAGGACAUGAGACACUCAGAUCUGGUCAUCAGUCAUGCUGGAGCAGGAAGCUGUUUGGAAGCACUCGGAGCAAAUAAAGCUCUCCUCGUGGUGGUCAAUGAUAAAUUAAUGGACAAUCACCAGCUGGAGCUCGCAAAGCAGCUGCAGGCAGAUUCACAUCUUAUCUACUGCACUUACAGUACUCUGCCACAGACUUUGAGGGAUAUGGAUCUGUCUGCUUUGACUACCUAUGUGCCUGGUCAACUGCGGAACUUCGCCAACUUUUUAGAUAAGGCCGUUGGACUUGUUUGAGAGCUCUCUCUUGAACCGGGAUGAUUACUGAUGAGAAUUUGGGCAGAGGCUGAACCUGUUUUAAUGAGAAAUCCUGCACUGGACCCUCAGGAGAUGAUUGUUUGAAAACAACUGGUUUUUGCCAAACUAAUAAUUGACCUUAGAUGAUAUAUGCACUGGAGGAGUGUAUAAUGAUAGUACAGACACAAGUGGUGCAGCUGUAUUAUGCAGUGCUGUCUUUUUUGGCACAUUAUUUGUGUCACAGUCACUUGUUAAUAUUAAAAAAGCUGU